AUGGAGGCGAUGGAUGGGACGCAGCCCACGCAGCAGUCAACGCAGAUGACGCAGAAGUUCCUGGUGGAUAAGUUCACACAGGAGAAGAUCAGCGAGCGCAUUGUGGUGCGGAUUAUCUGCACUUCUGGGCAGAACAAGAUCCGGGACCUUGAGGCGGACCCGCAGAAGGUGUUGCGGACGACGUCGUCGAUCAAGAAAGUAUGGACCUUUGGGAGGAACAGCGCCACGUCGGACUACCAUCUGGGGAACAUUGGGCGACUGUCCAACCAACACUUCCAAAUCCUGCUCGGAGAGGACGGGAAUCUGCUUCUGCGAGACACGUCUACGAACGGGACCUGGUUGAACGGGGUGCGGCUGGAGAAGGGGUUGAACCAAGUACUAUCCCAGGGGGAUGAGAUCCGCGUUGGGCUGGGUGUGGCAGCGGACACUGUCUCGUUGGUUGUGUUCAUUAACGAUCGGUUCAAACAGACACUGGAGAGGCUUGCACACGAGAAGGAGUCGGAGUCCACGCGGGAUCAUCAUGACACUGGGCCGGGGACACCAGAUGGCACCCUGACGCGAACUCUGCCACAAUCCGAGGAGCACAGCAUUUUGAGGGACUACUUUAUACAGGACGAGGUCGUAGGUCAAGGUGCGUUUGCGACUGUGAAGAAGGCAAUCGAGACGGCGACUGGGCGGACGUACGCGGUAAAGAUCAUAAACAAGCGGAAAGUAAUGGGGAACCUGGAUGGUGUCACGCGGGAAUUGACCGUCUUACAGAAACUGGACCACCCGAGCAUCGUGACGCUGAAGGGAUUCUACGAGGACAAGGACAAUUACUACAUGGUGAUGGAAUUUGUGUCUGGAGGGGAUCUCAUGGAUUUCGUUGCUGCACAUGGACCAGUCGGUGAGGACGCCGGAAGGGAGAUCACACGGCAGAUCUUGGAAGCCGUGAAGUACAUACACUCCGUUGGAAUCAGCCACCGAGAUUUGAAACCGGACAACAUACUCAUUAAGCAGGACGAUCCAGUCCUUGUGAAGAUCACGGAUUUUGGGUUGGCCAAGAUGCAAGAGCACGGUGCGUUUAUGAACACGUUCUGCGGGACGCUUGCGUACGUGGCGCCCGAGGUGGUCAACGGUAGACAGCAAACGAGUGAGCCCGCUGUGCCGAAAGGCGAACGCAGCCAUUACUCGUCGCUCGUGGACAUGUGGUCGAUGGGGUGUCUAGUUUAUGUGAUUCUGACAGGUCACUUGCCAUUCAGUGGGAGUACACCGCAGCAAUUGUACGAACAGAUCGGGAAGGCGUCGUACCACGAGGUGCCCCUGAAGGACUGCCGUAUAUCUGACCAGGCGCGUGAUUUUAUAGACUGUCUGCUGCAAGUGGACCCAAACAACAGACUCUCUGCUGCAAGAGCGUUGGAACAUCCAUGGAUCCAGAUGGCGUACCUGGGUUCGCCCUUCGAUGGUGCAUCACCUCCAAUGGUGAUGGAACCGGAAUCGUCGUUACCGUCACAAGUAUCGCUAAUGGAGUCCACGGAAAACCAGUCGCAGUUACAGAAGCUGGAUGAGGAGAAGUACGAGGCGGUGAAGGCCGAGCGGGACGCACAGUUUGAGCAACUUCUGGCGAUGUCGAGAAGCCGACAGGACAACGGUACCAAGCAACCUUUCAAGAAACCACUGGGUGCUCCUGAACGGUUCACGAGGGACGCAUUCAUCUCGCAGCAGUAUACCCGCGAACGACCGGCCCCACAGGCUCGUCAGAGAGGGUACGGCACUCAACCGACGAAACCGGCCGCUACUGGCACUAACACGGGGAGGUUUUUGACGCUGGUGCCCACAUCUUUGAGUUACGCGCAGGAGAAGAUCGCUGUGACACAGGGUCUUUCGACUUUCUUCAUUGGAAGGUCGCACCACUGCAACUACGUACUGAACAACCCGCUGCUGUCCCGGGUGCACUGUUUCCUAUUGAAGAAGCGGCACCCUGUCGGUGGGAGCAUCAACGAGGCUCCCGCAGCCGGUCUAGAGGACCUAUGGUACUGCCACGUCGGGAGCAACCCGUGCCAUCUGAACGGCGCCAAGAUCGGCCCAGGACAGAAAUGCCUGCUGUACGACGGGGACGUCUUAAAGAUCCUGAACGACGAGCAGUCAAAGUUACAAGGCCGGCUCUUCGAGAUCCGAGUGCAGAUUGACGACCCAACGGGGCUGUACAACGACGGCCAGGCGAGCGUGGGCGACUCACAGCGUCGUCCACGGGAAGUGACCCCACAGACAGCAGAGGAGCGCGGUCUCGUCACGCGGCUGAACCGCAUGAUGGCUACAGCAAACGCAAACCCGCGCAGUGUGCCACGGGAACACCACUACGAAUCCACCAGCGACGACCCCGAGCAGAGAAACUCUAUUCCGACCUCGCCGCCGCUAAAACGGGCCAAACUGAACCCAACGACGCGCACCUCGAGCAACCUGCAGUUCGCCUCUUCGGGGUGA
Huiozyma naganishii CBS 8797 is the source of this 2463-nucleotide messenger RNA. It is a transcript of the gene RAD53, whose product is annotated as serine/threonine/tyrosine protein kinase RAD53. The record is from RefSeq and is a predicted model, not a curated record. NCBI's taxonomy places the organism in Eukaryota, Fungi, Ascomycota, Saccharomycetes, Saccharomycetales, Saccharomycetaceae. Gene Ontology annotation, cellular component: nucleus; cytoplasm. Gene Ontology annotation, biological process: deoxyribonucleoside triphosphate biosynthetic process; DNA replication initiation; protein phosphorylation. The transcript has a single exon. The coding region runs from base 1 to 2463 and encodes 820 amino acids. Gene Ontology annotation, molecular function: DNA replication origin binding; ATP binding; protein serine/threonine/tyrosine kinase activity.